AUGCAGCACCUAGGCAAGGGCGCCCUCCGUGUAGCCAAGAACAUCUCCAAGGGCUACUCCGACACACAAGCCUUAGUCCGCGAUGCCACCUCCAACGACCCAUGGGGGCCCUCGGGCACCCAGAUGAACCAAGUCGCCCAGCUCACUUAUAACCAGAACGAUUUCGUCGAGAUCGUGGAGAUGCUCGACAAGCGCCUGAAUGACAAGGGCAAGAACUGGCGGCACGUCUUCAAGUCCCUCCAAGUCCUCGACUACUGCCUGCACAGCGGCUCCGAGAACGUCUGCCAAUACUUCAAGAACAGCCUCUACAUCAUCAAGACCCUCAAAGAAUUCCAGUACAUCGACGAGGACGGCAAAGACCAGGGUGCCAACGUCCGCCAGAAGGCCAAAGACGUCGCCAACCUGCUCACCGACGCCCAGCGUCUCCGCGAUGAGCGCCGCUCCCGCGCGAGCAUGCGCGACCGUAUGAUCCGCGGCAUGCCCGGCGGCUCCGCGGAUGCCACAGCCGCAGCCGCUACACCAGCGGCAGACUCCUCGCCCCAGCCUGGCGCCGAUGGCAGUGGCGGGGUGUCGAGGCGGCGCAGGAAGCGGAAUGCAGACGAGGAUCUAAAGCGGGCGCUCGAAGAGAGCAAACGGGCGUACGAUGCGGAGGCGGGGUAUGGGCGGCUGACGACCGAGGACGAGGACAUUGCGCGUGCUAUCAAGCUCAGCCAGGAGGAAGCGGCACGGAGGAAAGCCAACGCCCAGAAUCCGCCGCCGCCUUCGGAAGCACCUGUAGCAGUUCCCCAGAGCAGCAAUAACCCUUUCCCGCUCAUCGAUGUCUCCGAUGGAUCUAGCGAUGGUCUUCAGCCACAGUUUGCAAGUCUUCAGCCUCAGUUCACCUCCUUCAAUCCAUGGCAGCAGCAGGCACAACAGGAAGCCGUGCAGGCAGAUUACCUCCGCCAGCAGCAAGAGUGGCAGAUGAUGCAGCAACACCAGAUGCAGGCGCAGGCCACGGGCAAUCCGUGGUUCCAGCAGCAGCAGCAACCCCAGACGGCGCCAUAUGGGCAGCAGCCACAGAUGUCCCUUGCGCCUCAGCCGACAGGCUUCGGCUCAAACAACCCCUUUGCACCAGCACAGCAGUCCUCCCCGCCCAUCCCGGCCUUCCCCACCUUCUCCACUGGCAGCACAGGACCCCCGAACGGCUAUUCACAAAGCCCGCAAGGCCCUUUCGGCGCCUUUGGCAACAACAUCGCAUCGCCAACGCCCAAUUUCGGCGCGUCGUCGGGCUCGCCACCUCCGCCAACAAACGGCAGUGGGUGGAAUCCGAACGCGAACGCGAGCCCUGGCCCCGGAUCGAGGAUGGGCGCGACAACGCCGCGCGCGGCUGUACGCUCGGACUCGGAGCACGCACACCUCGCGAAUAUAUUUGCGAACCGCGACGACGGGCAGGACACAUUUGGGAACGUCGGUGCGCUUCGGUACGGGCAGACGGACGCUGGGCGGGCCGUUGCUGCGACGGGGACGGGCGGGAGCGGGCAUAAUCCGUUUGCGAUGCGCCAGCAGCAGCAGCAGCAGCAGCAGCAGCAGAUGCAGAACGGAAACCAGCCGUUCUUCUCGUUUUGAUCGCUCAAGCUGAAGUACGAUGUACUUCCUUUGCUGGUUCCUUGAUGUCCUCUUGAUUUUGUUUGGUUAUCAUUAUCACAGUUGCUCUACCUUAUAUUAUGCGUCGAGUAGGCUGAUAUACUGUGUUUCCU
Coniophora puteana RWD-64-598 SS2 is the source of this 1736-nucleotide messenger RNA. Its product is annotated as ENTH-domain-containing protein. Gene Ontology annotation, cellular component: plasma membrane; clathrin vesicle coat; endosome. Bases 1 to 1605 code for a protein of 534 amino acids. NCBI's taxonomy places the organism in Eukaryota, Fungi, Basidiomycota, Agaricomycetes, Boletales, Coniophoraceae. The transcript has 6 exons. Gene Ontology annotation, molecular function: phospholipid binding; clathrin binding. The record is from RefSeq and is a predicted model, not a curated record. Gene Ontology annotation, biological process: actin filament organization; endocytosis.